GUCCCCUGAGCCCGGGCCACACAGCUGCACCCAGCCCUACCCGGUUCCCCCCAGGCCUGCAGGACCCCUGGGGCCCUGUCCUUAUUUCCCACCACCGGGACAGCCAAAGCUCUGGUCACAAUGAACAUCGCCUUCUCCAGGGACAGCCAGGUGGGGGUGAUGGAGAAUACCGUGGCCAACACGGAGAAGUACUUUGGGCAGUUCUGCUCGCUGCUGGCCGCCUACACGCACAAGACGGCCCGGCUGCGGGACAAGGCAGACCAGCUGGUCAAGCAGCUCAUCGACUUUGCCAACUCUGAGAACCCUGAGCUGCGGGCCACCAUGAGGGGCUUUGCUGAGGACCUGGCCAAAGUGCAGGAUUACCGACACGCCCAGGUUGAGAGGCUGGAGACCAAGGUGGUCAACCCCCUGAAGCUCUACGGGGCACAGAUCAAGCAUACACAGGCUGAGAUCAAGAAAUUCAAACGUGUCCGAAAUCAUGAGAUCAAACAACUGGAAAAACUGGAGAAACUGAGGCAGAAGUCACCCUCAGAUCGGCAAAUGAUCUCCCAGGCGGAGACCAGAGUGCAGAGGGCCGCUGUGGACUCCAGCCGCACCACCCUCCAGCUGGAGGAGACGGUGGAGGCCUUCCAGAGGCAGAAGCUGAAGGACCUGCAGAAAUUUUUUUCUGAUUUUGUAACUAUUGAGAUGGUUUUCCAUGCCAAAGCGGUGGAGGUGUAUUCUAGCGCCUUCCAGACCCUGGAGAAGUAUGACCUGGAGAGGGAUCUACAGGAUUUUAGAGCCAAGAUGCAAGGGGUUUAUGGGCAUUAUGACACUCGGCCGCUUGCCAACACCAACCCCUCUCCAUCUAUUCUUCAGUCUCUCACCAGCCAGAGUGCUCAGAGCACCAUACGGAGCCCAGGAAAAGAAGGGGAGGAGAGUGAGGACGACUCCAUGGAGGAGGCCCCCGUGGAGGACCUCAGGGCACUGGGGCAGGGACCCCAUAAAUAGAGAACUGCCCACAACAGUCAGAAGAACUGAGCUGGCCUUGGAUCCUCCGGUGGGCUCUGCUGUGUGCCCUCAGGCAAGCCACGUGUCCUCUGAGCCUCAGUUUCCUCAUCUGUACAACAGAGCCAAUAUCACUCACCUCACAGGUUGCUCUGGGGGAUCGCUGUGCCUGGCACAUAGUAGGUGUUCAAUAAAUGCCCUGUGACUCUCAGCUUGA
Molecule: messenger RNA, 1204 nt
Organism: Symphalangus syndactylus (siamang)
Lineage: Eukaryota; Metazoa; Chordata; Mammalia; Primates; Hylobatidae
Gene: CIBAR2
Product: CBY1 interacting BAR domain containing 2
Biological process (GO): cilium assembly
Cellular component (GO): ciliary basal body; ciliary transition zone
Source: RefSeq, a predicted model, not a curated record